This is a messenger RNA of Carassius carassius (crucian carp), 2022 nucleotides long. RefSeq lists its product as uncharacterized. Lineage: Eukaryota; Metazoa; Chordata; Actinopteri; Cypriniformes; Cyprinidae. The record is from RefSeq and is a predicted model, not a curated record. Gene Ontology annotation, biological process: negative regulation of MAPK cascade; protein dephosphorylation. Gene Ontology annotation, molecular function: MAP kinase phosphatase activity; protein tyrosine/serine/threonine phosphatase activity. The transcript is spliced from 7 exons. Gene Ontology annotation, cellular component: cytoplasm. The coding region runs from base 1 to 2022 and encodes 673 amino acids.
AUGUCUUCAGAACUGAGAGAAGUGCUUGUGGAGGUUUAUGUCAAUGGCGUCUUCUACUGCACUGAUAGUUUCUGGGCAUCAGAUGACAAAAAUGUGGAGUCAGAGAUCACCAGUGCCAUCUAUGACAAUUUCAGUUGCUAUAAACCAGAGAACAUACAUGUGCAGCUGGAAGAAGUCUCCUGUGAAGAGAAAGAUGUGCAGCUGGAAGAAGUCUCCUGUGAGGAGAAAGAUGUGCAGCUGGAAGAAGUCUCCUGUGAGGAGAAAGAUGUGCAGCUGGAAGAAGUCUCCUGUGAGAAGAAAGAUGUGCAGCUGGAAAAAGUCUCCUGUGAGGAGAAAGAUGUGCAGCUGGAAGCUGACAUCCACGAUGCCAUCUCAGAGUCUGUAUUGCUGGUGUUUGAAGAACUGACCGAUCCACUGGGGCCUUCCACAAAAGUGGAUGGAAGCAUCAGUGAGACUGAUCAGGAAGGCAUUGAUGUUUCUCCUGAAACUUCUGAGGAGAACAUCCCAACAGAAUUUGCCAAAGUGAAAAAGACAAUGAGUGAGUUCUUCCGAACUGGGAUCUCAUCACAGUCUAAGACUGAUCCGGCUGUUUCCGAGUCGCUGUGUGAGGAGGCAGGAAGCAGCAGUGAGAUCAGUCAGGGAGACAUGGAUGCUUCAUCUGAAGUCUCUGAGGAGGACAUCCCAAUAGACUUUGCCAAAGUGAGGAGGACCAUUAGUGAGUUCUUCCGGACUGGGAACUCAGCACAGCCCAAAACUGAUCUGGCUGUUUCCGAGUUCCUGUGUAAAGGUGCAGGAAGCAGCAGUGAGAUCAGUCAGGGUGGCAUGGAUGCUUCUUUUGAUAUCUGUCACGAGAACAUCCCAAUAGAAUAUGCCAAAGUGAGGAAGACAAUUAGUGCGUUCUUCCAAAAGCGUUUUGAGAUCUCAGCACAGCUAGAUCCAGAUGUUUCAGAGUCACUGUGUGUCCCAGAUGCAAGUGUUCUUGAACCAAAAUCUGAAGCUUUGUCCUCAUCAUCUGAGCUUAUGGAACCUGGACUGGAUCCUGAGGAAUGGUCUAUCCUGAACAGUUCUGGACCGGAACCUGCAUCCCCAGAAGGUUUGGUGGUUGACAUCAGUGAUGCCACCUCAGAGCCGAGGAGCCCAACGAUGGUGUCUGAAGACCUGACCGAUCCAGAAGGGCCUUCAGCGGAAGUGUCAGGGAGCAGCAGCGGGAACGAUCAGGGAGACACUGAUGUUUCUCCUGAAACCCCUGAGGAGGACAUUCCAACAGAAUAUGUCAAAGUGAGGAAGAUCAAUAAAAUGAGUAUGUUCUUCCAAAAGCUUUUUGGGAUCUCAGCACAGCCUCAGAACGAUCCAGCUGUUCCAGAGCCUCCGUGCAUCCCAGAAGCAAGCGUUCCCGAGCAAGAACCUCAUGUGACAGAGCUUUCAGUCUUAGAGAACUAUAUUCCUCAAAAUAUUUCUCAGCUGAAAAAACGUUUGGAGGAACAUACACCAUCUGAGACACCUGUCACUGAGGUCUGGCCCAACAUCUUCUUGGGAAAUGAAGAGACCGCAAGAGACCGAACCAAACUCAAAGAGAUGGGUAUUACCCACAUCUUAAACACAGCAGCAGUGAAGAAGAAGCUGAGGGUCUUGAUGGGAAUGCCAAAAGGAAAAGACCUGAAUGGAAAGAUUAAUACAGGGAAGAAAUAUUACAGAGGCAUGAAUAUAAAAUACUGUGGCUUGCCUACAACACACAGAGAUGGCUUGAACAUGGGCAUGUACUUUUUACCAGCUGCCAAAUUCAUCCACAAGGCCCUGAGGAGCCCAGACAGUAAGAUCUUUUAUCAAGUCCACUCCCCUACACUUUUGCUGGCAUAUCUGGUGAUCCAUCAUGACAUGAUGGUGGAGGAAGCCAUCGAUCAGGUUAUAAAGGUGCGACACAUCAAGCCCUCCAUAAACUUCCUGACGCAGCUGAUGUCCCUCAAUGCUGAACUUGUGGAGCAGCGAAAACAACCAGGCAGCAAAGUGCCACUAAAAACAUAG